Formica exsecta is the source of this 5052-nucleotide messenger RNA. RefSeq lists its product as uncharacterized. The coding region runs from base 745 to 4671 and encodes 1308 amino acids. Lineage: Eukaryota; Metazoa; Arthropoda; Insecta; Hymenoptera; Formicidae. The record is from RefSeq and is a predicted model, not a curated record. The transcript has 2 exons.
GCAGUGCAUUAGUCAUGAAAAGCGCGUGGUAGCGCGUGGGUGCUCGCGCAAAGAUUUCACGCGAAGAUCGCGCGAGCAUGGGUGGGGUUCAGAGAACGAAUCGCUGCCUCGCUUCUUUCCUCGCGUCUCGUAAGUCCGAUACCAGCAAGAGCAGCAGUCGUCUAGACCGUCGUGCCUUUUACGCACGACGGCCUCGCGUACACUACGUUCGACAAACAAUGGUCGUUUUGCCUCGUGCCACUCGUGCCGAGCGUCGAAUAUAUACCUCCGUGACGGACCUGUGCAAGAAGGAUGGCUGUUUCGAGGUCACUCGGGCCUCCUUCUCGCUGAGAGAGCUGGCGAAUCAGUGAAACUGGAGCAGCGAGAGGAGACGUCGCGCGGCGGACCUGGACGAGUUAUUACGCGCGACAAUCGAGCUGUCAAGACUGUCCGCGAGAAAGGCGAGAGAGAGAGAGAGAGAGAGAGAGAGAGAGAGAGAGAGAGGGACGAGAACGCGAGGAGCUGCUGUGCGAUUGCGUCGCUAUCGUGUUUAUCUGCAAGCUGGGCGAUGUAUACUGACCUCACUUUUAUUGUCCUGGCUGCACUCGCAGCUGCAACGUCGCCGAAUUUUCAAUGAUUGUAUAUCUGAUAUCUGUGGUGACUCAUUAUUCACGACUGGACCGGAUAGAGGAAAGAAAUCGCAUUUCGACAUCGGAGGUUAGUGCAGAGGUAUUAUAACUUUGAAGGGACUUGUUAGUAUUCGUAAUGGAGAAAAAGAGGCUGCGCAAGAAAGAUAUAUUGAGAAUGGAUGGUCUUCUGCCUCCAACUCGGCGCUUGCCAGUUUCUGACGCAGUAUCCAGUGCAUCGGAUAAAAAAAAGGACAAGAAAUGGUCGAUAGGUGGUAUCCUGCGUCGAAUAUCCUCAAUUAAAGAUUAUGAUAGUUCCUCUAAUGAAGAAGAGAUUGUAUAUUGCAACAGGACACCGAGAAAGCCCAUCAAGCUCAGCAAGCAACCUGAUGGUGUUGUUCUUCAUUCGAUAGAGAAUAAUUCAAAGCAGGAGAUGACAGUUGAAAAUAACGUUCGCCAUUCGAUAGAUUCACAUCGAGAUUCGCUACAUUCGCGUAGUAGCGACGGUUCGUUGGACGGUUUAGGAAAGAAGAUUCGAAAGAACAAACUGAAAGCUCGAGCCGAAGCCAAGAGGGAUUAUCUAUGCGUCGAAAGCAGUUCCGGCGAGGAUUGUCGGAGAUCCAAUAAUUCAUUGAACAAAAUUUACGGCACGGACGGUGUGCAAAAUGGCCAAAGGAAUAAUAUGUGCAAUAGGAAAACGCGUGCUGCUCGAACGGAGCGUUACAUCAAGCGCUUAUCUCGGGACGAGGGCAACGGCACUGAUAGUUUGAACGAUCUAUAUAACAAAAGGUGUUCCUCGGAACAUGUCGAAGAUAAGCAGCGCGCUGUUUAUACUGACGCAAACGGAUUGUGUCGCCCGCCCAUACAUCCGCGCCGAUUCGGCGCGUAUUCGAAUUCGAAUCGGACGUUUUCAGUUCAGAGAUCCUCCGCGGAGAGUCUGCGGGACGCGCACAGCGCAGGUUUGCCGAACCCAAACGAAGUUUUCAGCGAUUACAGGAGAUAUUCUACUGGACAAUACGUCACAGAUUUGAAUCAGAAUAACGCUUAUGGAAAGAUUUCGCGGCAUAGUGGGAACGCGGACAAUCGUCAAGCUGGGAAUUUUUUUACGUAUCCCGCGAAGAACGCGUGCCAUUAUUCGGAACCGUUCGAUUACGUUAUCGAUCAUCGAUCGGUUGAUCCGGACAGUCAACCGCCCGUGCCACCGCCGAGAGAUCCCCGAUACCGCGUAUUUGGUUAUGGAUACAGUUCCUAUCCGACAAACAGACAUCAAAGUGUGCCAAACUCCUUUAAACAAGAAGACAAUAAGACUAAUGUCGUGAGAGAGAUAUCGAGACCUGAUUGGAGAAAUUUUGGAUCGUAUGGAUCAAACAACGAACUCGCCUGGCGCGAUAAAGCGGAGCAUGAGAUGGAAAACCCAUCAAAUCCUAAAACAGAGUUCCGUAAUUCUCUGGAGUGUAUAAACAACAAAUAUAACUGCAGCCGUCAUCGGACGGAUGAGUCGAUUUACGAGGAAAGCGAGGCGAUGAGAUGUCGACGCAGAAACACUCGCAACGAUCAACUUAAUUGCAAUGACGCGAAUUACGGCGCGUAUAAGGCCAAGAAUAAAUCAGUGAACAUCUGCGAAUCAAAUAAACGCGAGACGAUUUCAUCGCACGCGUCUGCCGCAUCGUCCGAUUGGUCGUCCGGAAAAUCUCCUUGCGAACAGCGUAUUUCACGUUCCAUUACACCGUAUAACAUCGAUAAUCGUACUGAAAACAGCCAAAGAAAAGACAAUAGAGUAACGACACCGACCGAGGAAGACCUAGAGAACAGAAGAAGAAGUUCAAAGAACCUCGAGGAAGCUUUAUCCGAACUGGAAGCGAUAUACAACAGCCUUCGUCUCGGCGAUGAAGAUCUGCUGGAUCGUGCGGAACGCCGAAGCAUGGAAGAGUUCAGUCUCAAGCAAGCUAAAAACGAGCUCGACGCGGUGAUUGUGAUUACUCCGGACUCGCCGGACAGGACAAAGGAUGACAUGGCCUAUCGAAGGAUGCAUCCCAAGGAGAGGCCCACGUCGCUGUCGGAUAUCGCAGGACAAUCUACUCUAUCCAACAUCAGCUACCUCAUCACUUCGCCCGUCCUUUCGCGACGAGAUUCAGCGAACGAUUUCACGCGUUUACCGUCGACCUAUCCGUCCCGUCGGGAUGAACCGGAUGUGACACGUGACGACGUGGUCUUCCGCAGCAUAAAUCACGCCAACAACACUUUAAGAGUAAUCGAUCCGCAGCCGCCGUUCGGUAUACCACUCGGACCGGUUACCACGGCGACCGAGAGCGAUUACUUGCACACGACACCGACGAAACCGGAACAGCCGCGCUCGCCGUACAUACCGCAAUGCGAGCCCGAUGUAGUCACGGAUGACUUGGCUUACAGAGCCCUCAGGAAGGACGCUGGCGCGACGCGGAACGUCGUCCUUGCGGAGAGCAGAAUUGACGUCUCGAAGGAACAGCCGCGAGUCGGCAUCAAGAAGAAACGCGCUGUCAGAUCCUUGUCGGCCAAUCUUUACGGAUUGAUCAACCAUGAUCGAAUUCAUUUGCGACGCGAGCCCAGCCUCGACACCAUUAAGGACGAAAUACAGAACGUUGCAGCGAACAACUUGGCCUCAAUGUUUGAGCGACCGGAAUAUCUCAGACGCGUUGUAAGCGACGGCGAGCUGUCCGAUAACGACGCAGCGCGUAGGCGAAUGGAACCAGCGGCGAUUACAGGCGAGACCGACAUCAACGGCAAUCAUCCAGCGAUGAACGCGUACCGGAAGAAGCUAUGCGUUUCACCAGAAACGGCGAUGCAGGCAAAUCUCAAAAAGGAGAAGGAGCCAAAUAUCGCGGAGCUGUCCGAUGCCAUGCUGUCUUCGACAACCGUCUUGGAUGAUAAAUUUUGGCACGAGUACUUAGGCUCGGGUUCCAACGUCUCGAUGCCCGAGAGCGGUCGCGGCACGGAAACGGUCUUCACCGCAUACAGUCGUCUCUGCCAAGAUCUGGUUAACUUGAUAAAAAACGAUGAUGGUGACACGGCGCCGCCAAUCGAGUCAUCGAACGAUUCUGCCGUCAUGCCAACAGAUAAAUCGAAUGACUUCGACGUCGAGCUCGGGGUCGACGAACCCUCAAUGAGCAUCUCUAUACGUUCUGUAAGUAGCCAUUACCCAGGACGUACCGCGCGUGCCAACGACGAGCAGAACAUCGAGAACCCGACCGCAUUCCCAGUUACGAAUUCCGCGAGGCCUGUAUCGGAAACGACGCCAGCAGCCAACAACCUUGAUUUCUAUCUUUGCGCGGCGGACGAAAAUGUUAAGUUAAUUGCGGCGGAGGCUUUCGGCAGUUCGGUCGACCGCCUACGCGAUAAUCGUCCGUCCGUCCGCAAGAAUUCCUGGACGUCACGCAGCUCCGAGGUCGAGAACCAAAGCGGCAGCGCGCGCAGCUCUACUCUAUACAGUCAAGACGACCAAACGAGCGACGAUCGGCUCGUCGUGUCCUCGAGACUCGAGGAGAUAACUCGCGUACCUUCGAAACGCAAUUCAUCGACGAGCGACGACGGAGACCAAAGCGGCGUCAGCCGCUUCGAGAGCCUUUCCACUGCCGAUGCGGAAUUAUCCAGGGCCGUCCGCGAUCUGGAACUAGCUGCGGCCAGUCUGUGCGAGCACGGACGGGAAAUCGAGGACCUUGGGAAAACGGGACGCGGGGAGAAGACCGAUGCCCGCAUGACGCCCAUCACUGUCGUGUCCACCACGGACGUGGACAAUCCGAUUCGUAAGAUUAAUCUGAUCGCCGAUGCCCUGAGGCAGGAGCAGGAACGCGAUCAGGAGGAGAUCACCGUGGUACCGCCUAGCGGAAUCGAGACGAUGCGUAGCGAUGCGCGAGACGAAGGUGAGCGCACAUCGUGCGAGCUUGAUGAUCGUGCGGAAUCGAGCAAAGACGCGCGGUCCGCGAAUGUUUCCCGUGUCACUAACAUCAUAACUGUCACGGUAACGACGUAUCCCAUGCUCCUGCUCGCUUGUCUCCUUGCAUUGCUUUUAGCGAUUGUAGCAGCAUUGUGAAAGCAUACGGGAUCGCGUAUCUAUAAGUCAUGUGUGUGUGAUCUGCGAUGUGCUGGACGUCAUCAACGAUAACGUCUAUUAAUCCUGUGUUUAUUUGCAAAUGUCCUUACUAAUGUCGCAGGUCUCCAGGCGCUCGCUCGCCCGCAAUGAUCCUCGAUCGCAUUGAAACGUGCUCGCUCGAACUGACGAUCGACAAUGGUAGUAUGACACGAGAGACGGGGCACGUCGAUUUUUUUUUUGUAUGAUAAUAAGAAAAGAGAGAAAAGAAAAGAGAAAGAGCGAGAGAUGCAGUUUCUCUGCGGGCUGUUUAAGGCACAUCGAUUUGUUGUUAUUGCUCUUGUUAUUGUUGUUGGUUUUAAUAAAGUUUAAACGUUAAUCACA